AUGACACUAGACAGUGUACCGCCAAAAAUCGUCGCCAUGGCCAAGGCCUAUUAUCGCUCCACCAUCGCGCGAGUUCUGGUCCACAGCAAUAUUUCCCACCCAUUCGGUAUUUCGUCUGGCGUUCGACAGGGUUGUAUACUGUCACCCAUUCUGUUCAACUACGUCAUCGACUGGAUUCUCGGGAGGGCCCUACACGGAAAUGACGGUAUUGAGUCUGUACCCGGAUACCGACUGACUGAUCUCGACUAUGCCGAUUAUAUUGCCUUACUUGCUUCAAGUUUCAGUGAUCUGCAGUCUGUGGUGUCACGGGUGAACGAGGUCGCCCAAUCGGUCGGUUUGUUCAUAAACGCUGAGAAGGUAAAGUGUUUUGAAGCUGCCUCCCUGACCAAGGGAAGGCAUCUCUUGGGAUUGAUGGCUGUCAACUUGAAGAAGUAGACAGUUUUACAUACAUUGGGACGAGGUUGCUGCCGAAUGGGCAGCGCAAGAACGACAUUGUCUCUCGAAUUGAUGCUGCCCGACGGGUUUUUUCAAGCCUUAGAAAGGCCUAUGGAUCCGAUGCGACAUCUCCAUUGUCGCCAAGACGCGCAUGUACCGUGCAUCUGUUCGGUCUGUCCUUCUCUAUGGUUGUGAGUGCUGGGCUGUGCGCGUGGUGGACGAGCGAAAACUGGAGGCAUUUGACCACCACUGCUUGAGGACGAUCCUUUGAGUGAAGUACGCCGACUUCGUCUCAAAUGAGACAGUCCGCGCUCGCUGCUACAACGUCACAAUGAUAACCCAGGCUACCCAAGAGGUGGUUUGGGCGUGUUCUUCGUCGUCCACCUCAGGAGGUCAGUACUACUGCACUCGAUCCGGUACCGUUACCCAUUGGAGGCGUCGAGGAGGGGGUCAACUCAAAACCUGGCUCGACGCAGUUCGUCAAGAUAUGGAGGUGGUUCUUGGGCCCUGGGUAUUGAGUCUCUAUCGUUGGCGAAGACAGUGGGUUGAACUGUCUAGAGCUGCUGCCGCGGAUCGUCACGCGUGGAGAGGUACAGUUCAGGACAUCAUCAAGACCGGUCCAACAACCCGUCAGUAUGAUGGGAUGGCUCUUGGGUCGUCGGUAUUGGCCCUCCAUCCUUGGAGAAGAAAGUGAAUCGGUUUCUCCGAAUUCCUUGUUGCAGAUCACCACACGUGGAGAUGUACACUUCGCGAUAUAAUCGAGGUCUACUUAAUCAGGCAUGGCCCCAGUCACAUCAGGAACAAGUGAGUGCAUAGGAAACUAUAGUGAGAAUUAGUAGGAGGGAAUGUCACUAAAAGCAAUUGAAGGAGAUAAUUGCACUGUCGGAACUUGUGUUUAUGCCUUAAGGAGGAUAAAACGUUUAUAAAAUUGUCGUGGGAGGCAACCGUAAGUAAUUUAUUCCAUUGCUGAGGCCUAGAGAAGUGUCACUUGCAGAGGCUACGAAUGUCCUGUUCUGAAGCCGUCGAUUCUACUCAAAGCAAACAUAUGAAUACACACAUCAACUAAGAAAACUGACACCUUGCUCUGAUGAUUGAGCAUAAAAUUGUAUUUCAGGUGCAAAGUUUUUGUCUUCGGUUAAUCGCAGGUUUGUCCAACUUUGUGAUGUAGGCAACAUAGCCGACGGGCUACCUACAUUUGUCGUCAAACGUGUACGAGACAAUUCUAACUCCCAUGAUAAGCGUUCGCUUUUUAUCCGCUUAUCGAAGAACCAUUCAAGUGCAUCGCUGUAUAUUGGUGUCACGUAGACUGCAGCAGUCAUGUUAGCACGCGGAACGUGUAUGCCGCGGAAUUCCAGCUAAGUACUAUCGACUGCAACAGUCCUGUGUAAGGCCCUCACACCUCAUACAAUUUUGAUUAUGCAUCAUCCAGUCGGUGUCGUUGAUGUCUCGAUUUACACCCAUCCGCACUUGAAUAUGGUAGAGGGGCGCUUACCUAUCGUUCUUACGGAACUCACUCGCUCCGUUGUGCCUUACGGGCUUUCUAUCGAGCCCAACCAGCAGCCGCACAGCGGCGCAUGAUAUAGGCAGAAUAUCUGUGGCUUGAUCCAGAGAGCUCAACCCAUUCUCUCCUCCAACAACGGAGGCCGAAUACAAAAGGUCCAAGACUCACUUGCAUGUCUUUGCGAGCUGUGUUGAGCUAGGUUUUGGGCUGGCCUCCUCUUUGUCGCCUCAAGGUAGGCAACGGCGCUACAUAGGGUCCAUCAACACUGUACUCAUGAACGGAACAACGAAGAACCUGCCCAAAUGCCUCGGUCAUCUUUGGUGGAUGGUUUGAGAUAUCCUCGUGAAAUUGUUGCAGCGGGUGCGAACUGCUUCAUUUGAGAUGGAUGUUUCUCAGGCAGCCGUGGUCAGACACCACUUUUUGCCCAUAUUCCACGUGCACAUCCCAGAAUUCAUAGCCAUACGGGAGGACUGACCGGAUGGAUACCCGGUACACGCGGAUUUUUUUUCAGAUGAAAAUACGGCGGCUUGUGAAGACUCCACCGACAACAUCAGUGUGGACGAUUAUAUCGUUUUCACCGUGUCCAUUCGACAGUACUAUGUUGAAACAGUCAGCUUCUUCAGGUUGGCAGCCAUUAAUCUCGAGGAUUGAUUUAUCGAAUUCAUCUACUCCCGACACCACAGCUUUGGUCACCGAAACCUGAGACUACUACAGCGACUUAGUCAGCGUAGUCGAGACCAGUCAACCAACGCCCAGGUGCAAACUUAACACCAUCAAAACCAUGCAGGGCGUUUCCGAGAAUCCAAUCAAUGGCGUAGUGGAACAGAAUGGGGAAAGGAUGCAGCCCUGUCAAAUGCCAAAUCGAAUUUUGAAUUCUUGGAGAGAUUGUUGUGGACUGAUACGCUCGCAAUGGUCUAACGAAAGUAAGCUCUGAUCAUGACGAUGAAUUUUAUCGGCAUGCCGUCUAACUUCAUCAUCCCCCACAUGGAAUCAGCAUGGCUGGAAUCGAAUGAUGCAGCGUAGUCGAUGACACGGAUGACUGUCGGUUUCUGGUAGCCAUGGCGAAAUUCAAGAGUGCACAUCUGCUGUAGCCGGGACCGUAACAAGCACGCAAGGGGGAGAGCACGAGCAAAGCGGGAUACAGGAAUCAGAACGAAGAAUACCCUAUAAUAGGGCUUUAUUUAUCUUACGGUUAAUAUACUGGAACUAAGUCGGGAGAUAGGAUAGCAGUAGAUAAGAUGGAAUUUCGCCAGGGCAUAAGUUAACAUGACAUUAACCCCAGCCAACAAACAGAGUGAUAGAGGCGUCGACAAAUCGGAGGAUAAAUUUUGCAAAUGGUAUAGGUUAGGCUUCUCUGCUACGAGGGCAAUAUGGAUGAACACGUUGUUAUUGUUGGAUCAAUGUCCCUACCCUAUGCUUAUGGACAUCUUCAGCGCCAGAUGAACUAAGAGGUGUUGCAUCAUUCUGUUUAUCAGUUGAAAUGGCACUGCCUUCCUGUUCAGUAAUGGGUAAGUGGUCAGGGGAAGAUGAAAUGAAUUUUUCAGGUACGAACGUGGCCGUCUCCUGAUGGCAAUCACCGAUAUCCUCUUUACCUCUGGGAGCAAGUAAUUGGAGGGAUACAGUUUCCCCUCUGCCGUUAUUAAAUCGUAUAUGAGUGUAUUUUGGUUUCACUGGUGCAGAUCGAUGUCCUCAACGAGCGGAUCAAGUUUAGACUGUUGACUGCUCUUCACCAGGACUCGGUCAGGAGAAAUAAGCCGCAUGGAGAGAGUGGUCCCAGUGGUUUGCCUCCAAUUGCAGACAAAAAUUCUCUAAAGAGGUGUCGCAUUAGGGGCGGCACACAGAAGUGGUCUGACUGAGUGUAGAGCGUCAAGUAGGACGGAUUUCCAGUGCGUGGCAGGCAAACUUCGGGAUUUUAGAGCAUGUAAGAUAGUCUUCCAUUAAGUUUGGUCCGAACGUUCGACCUGCCCAUUUCCCUGGGGCUUGCAGGGAAUUUUCCUACUCAUCGCCUCCCCCUUAUUGAGAAGGGAUUGCUGAACUUUGUGUGACAUAACUGACGAUCCCCGACCGGCGUGUAUGUACGAAGGAGUACCAAAUAUAGAGAAGAGCUGACACAAAUAUUAAAUGACGGUUUCGGCGCUCCGAUCAGGACAGGAAAAUGCAAAUUGGAAACGAGGAUUUUCAUCAGUAAUCGUCUGCAGAUAGCGACUCUCGGUCACCAACGGAAGUAGACCUUUGAAGUCUAUUGACAAUCAUUCAAACGGCUGGGUAGCUUUUGAUGGGUUGGCCUCAUUCUUUAAAGCAACGGGGUUUGACUUCGCAGCAGGUUUGACAUGUAGCGACAGUAGUAGAUAAGAUAGAAUUUUGCUAGGGCAUGAGUUAGCAUGACAACAUUAGUUGGAUACCUAGUCAACGCAUUCACCUUCAGCGCGAGACCGAUUUGGUUGGGCCCCGUCCUCGAGUCACGCACAUUCUUAAGUCUACUGAGAAGGACAACAUUGAAGAUCUUCACUCAAACUCGCUAAAGCUUAUGUCGCGGUAGCUCUUGCGCUGCCUCCAAUCUCCCCACUCGAAGACGGACAUAAGGAUUUCUGGGCUCCAGUCAUUAGUGAUGAGCUCAUCUCACCACGUUUGCUCAGUUAACUUAUGGAGUCGGGGUGUCAGAGCGCCGACACGGGAUUUGUAGAUUUCAGUGGGAAUACCGUCGUCUCCGGGGGCCUUGUUGUGCAGCAUUCGUAUUUCAUCAGCAUUUUCUCCUUGAGUCAGCUCACACGACAUUUUUGAGGACAAAAUUGUGCUCACGCCAACCCCCGUCCUUGGCCUAUUUGUCAUAAAUGAGUAGAUAGAUAGAUAAUUUUUAUUAAAGACCCGUCGGAGUCCCAUUUUCAUCGCGAACAGUCACUCAGUGCAGGGGGGCUCACCAAUAAGUGGGCGAUUGUAACCAAGGUUUGAGGCACAUUUCACGGAGGUCGUUGUUUCAGCCCUAUAUUUCUGCCGACCGUUUCUAGCCCACUUUGUCGUCAUUUUCCGAAAUCGACGGAAGUAAUCAUAGUUGUUGGAUCUGACUUGAGCAGCCUAAGCGGCCAGCUGCAAGGUUCUUCCGCUGAUCCAGUCACUGCGGCGCUGCUGGGUAGAUCAAGUAUUCACUCGGCUGCCUCACAGGUUGAUGACUUCUGUGAUGACCACUGGCUGUUGCUUUCUCCCUGGACUCGGGUCGUAAAAGGAGGCUAGAUUUCUAUGCUCAGAGCCCGGCUGUGUUGACUUUUCGUAGUUUUGAAACGUGGAGGCGUCGUGAAUUUGACAAUUUUGGUGCGAAUAGGUGAACUUUAGGCUUGUACGAGCGAGAAAAUGGUUUGCCUCAUGAGCGUUGCCAGUUUUAACACCGCACAUCGAUCUGCUGUCGUGAACGCAGAUGCGGAACACCCAAACGUCUAGAAUGUAGUCAAUCUGACCGACCGUAUGACUGUUGCUUGAAUAACAGGUCGACAGAUGUUUGUGGUGAUACUGGAAGCACAUGUUGGUGAAAAACAGUCGGUUCCGGUUUACAGAGUUCAGCAUUCACUCGUUAUUGACGCACUGAGGAACAAGCCCAAAGCAGCCAAUAAGGUGACUGAAGAGUUGCCGCGUUCAGUCCGUCCAUUCCAGCCCACAUCAACAAGCAGAAAAUCACGGUGAGGGAGUCAUUCAAAUACUUUCUACGGCUGCAAGUAGGUUUAUUAUGUAAAGCGACCAUUCAGUUGUACCUAAGCCAUUCGUGUUGCACUGAUGAAGACUACGCCGUCAGACUUCGUGUGCCAGGGUCCAAGAUCGCAUAUUUCAGCAUCCAAGAACACAAAUUCCUUCUCGGCUUCGUAGUUCAACUCGCACGCUAUUCGCCCACAUCUGAACCGGUUUUCGCGGACGCCGUAGCAUGGAUCACUGUAUUUGUGAUACCUGAGGGGUUCGUUCACUUUCCCCCUGAAAUCUGGUGGUCGACGAAAACCCUGAUCUACACAGACUUGGGAGAUCGGAUUACUGUCGUCUAAACUUCGUGCACGAACAACAAUAAAACCAGCCAUUCAGGGUUUCUUACGCCAGAAGUUGCCCAUCUAGACAUUGCUGUCGCCGAUUUGCUCGACAGUAUUGUAGCGUUAAGCCCAUUGGAAAGACUGAGACGGCGCUCAGUAAGGGGCAUCCCUAUGUGCGUACGAAGUGGAGCAUGUUGGCAAGUGUCCAAAGGUACUGCUGUAGCGGGCGUCUGUCAGCGGAAAUAGCGACUCGCCUCACGCAUGGCCGAUUGUUGGCUACUUUUCUUGUUAGACUGUUUUUAUAUAGAACUCACCGAGCUUCUUAUUUCCUUGUGGCGGCGACCUACACUAUCUUGUGUGAUCGGAACCCAUGAUAGCACUGCAUUUUGAAUUUCCAAGGAAUCCUCGAGUCGUGCUCGAAUCGUCAUUGUCUGUUUUUGAGAGGUACAAUACUUAAACAAUGCAUCUACGCACUCCACAGGGAUUUUCCUUCCGACGAACUUGAUUCAGGUUGCCGACAACGAACAUAACCAUUAUACUUAUAUUUUUUUUCUUGUUGCCCAUUUUCUUCUUUUAGGUUGAGAUGCAGAACAUCACCCGGGUGGAAAAGCGAUUGGCAGCUAGGCGUCUAAAGCGGAAGGAUGAAAAGCGGCGUAGGCGCGAGCGCGAUGCACUCACCACACAAGAGUCCGUUAAAGCUGGAAACUACGUUCCCAAGAGAACUCUUCUUCGUCAGUCGCGUGAAAGGAUGAUGGAGAACCUGCUGAACGCACCAAAAAUAUGCAUAGACUGCUCUUUUGAGUCAUUGAUGUCUCCUAAAGUAGCUCGCUGUCUCUUUGUUUACAUCCAGUCCUACACUUUGCCAGGAACGCAGCAAAUUCGCCCAGCAGCUUUGUCGUGCCUAUGGCGCUAAUAAGAGCUCCCCGGAGCCCUUCAGUCUGCAUCUUACGAACUUUUCCAUGGAGAGUGCCCUUGGUAUCUGCUGUCAGCAGAAGUGCUCCGGAUUUGAAAACUACAAGGUGAAAUCUUUGUAUGGUGUAUGAGUGCUCUGCUUGUUUGACUUGUCCAGGACUGGAGAGACAUAUCGCCACGGUAGCCACCGGUCGCCUUUGUUCACUAUCCAACAUCUCACCAUCGAGGGUGUGGUGACACACCUAGGUGCGGGUUUUCGCCGUGCCAGCCACCUGCGCCCUCCCCUGCCUCCCGUCGUGACAGCGUGCCCAGGUGGAGGAGGAGAGAGUGUGGUAGAUGCCGUGAGAGUCUAUAAACGAAUUCACUCGCAAUUCACCGUCCUUGCUCUCGCCCUGUCGUGGAACACACGGUGGGCAUCGUUGAAAACGACGAACUCUCAGACUGACCGGACCAAAAGUGCAAACAAGGCAUUUUAGAACUCUCAGGAAGGCGCACUCAUGAAUCUUAAACCACUACUUGCAUAUCAGUUCGACAGUCUUUCUACCUUACCCGGCUUGCAGCCAACACCUAAGAUAGUCAGGGAGUAUUACCAGCAACGGCAAUGAUGACGGAACAGGCCAUUGUUGGCUUUUUUGCUAGCAGCUUGCCAUGUCCCAACCAAAUACAUUUUGAUUGUUAUUACUCAUCGCUUUACGACUAGCUCCCAAAAGUUGAUCCGGAGCUCCACGCCGAACCGGAAUCGCCCGCUUUCCGUUGUAGUGGAAGGCACCACUACAACGUGACUUGUGGCGGUUGCUGCAUAUCCAUUCUGCGCUUUUAUUACUUCCAGAUGAGGGUAUUCGAGGUUACUUAGCUGGUCUCGUUUUUGACCCGAGUUGUCAGCCAAGCUCAGUUCUAUUCUCUCUCUCCCUCUCUCUCUCUCCCUCCCUCUCUCUCUCUCUCUCUCUCGGGGGAUUUUGUCUCAAUUUACUGUCGCAUGAACUAUCCCACCCCCCCCCUUUUGUCUAUCAUUUUCCAGUUUUCUUUUGCAAAUCAGAAUUUAAGUCAACUCUUCGCAAAUUGCAGAUUGGACUUCACGCAGUAUCACCGGCAAUUCAGUUCCCCACCUCUAAACUAGUCUACCUUUCACCCGAAGCCCAGUCACCCCUUUUGGACCUUGAACCAGACACUAUUUACGUGAUUGGUGGGCUUGUGGAUGAAAAUGUUCGAAAGGUUUGUCAGUGUUUUUUGACAAGCAUUUUUGGAAAGCACCCUGUGAUUACCGCCUCGGCAUCAGACGCCUACAUAUUUAUAGCCGCACUGUCGAUUCCCUCGUCAGCUCACUUCACUAACGUUCUGCUUUCACUCCUUUCAUUUUCGUCAGACCUAAGUGCCAUUCUGAUCUGUUAGGUUUUUUUCGCGCUGUUAGCCAAAGACGUCUCACCAACUGGAGUUCACUCCUGUAACAGACGAUUAGAGCCGUUUACUUGAUCUUUACCCACUCGAUUGCCCCUUGAACCCUUUUCCCACGAAAUCCUAGUUCUAGGACGAUUUUAUCAUUUUAGGGCGCCAGUUUGACAGCCGCUGACUCCCUUGGGGUUGAAACAGCACGUUUGCCACUCCAAGAAUUUGGUCCGGAGGGUUGGGGCGCAGGGAACAGAACAAAGUCGUCCGCCCUUCCCAUCAAUAUUGUCCUCAGCAUCCUCCUCUCUUACCGCCAACACAAGGACUGGAGAAAAGCCUUCGAGAUCAAUUUACCGAAACGUUUUCAGACGUGA
Spirometra erinaceieuropaei is the source of this 8609-nucleotide messenger RNA. The record is from the annotation of a GenBank genome assembly. NCBI's taxonomy places the organism in Eukaryota, Metazoa, Platyhelminthes, Cestoda, Diphyllobothriidea, Diphyllobothriidae.